Molecule: messenger RNA, 1302 nt
Organism: Hyphopichia burtonii NRRL Y-1933
Lineage: Eukaryota; Fungi; Ascomycota; Pichiomycetes; Serinales; Debaryomycetaceae
Gene: CPA1
Product: carbamoyl-phosphate synthase (glutamine-hydrolyzing)
Exons: 1
Coding region: 1-1302 (433 amino acids)
Biological process (GO): L-glutamine metabolic process; 'de novo' pyrimidine nucleobase biosynthetic process; L-arginine biosynthetic process
Cellular component (GO): cytoplasm; carbamoyl-phosphate synthase complex
Molecular function (GO): carbamoyl-phosphate synthase (glutamine-hydrolyzing) activity
Source: RefSeq, a predicted model, not a curated record
AUGAUUAAUGCUUUCAAGAAUAAAGUGACUGGUACAUCUAGUUUACUCAAGUUAUCCACUCGUUAUUUGGCUAGUGCUGCUAAUUCAAGCUUUAGUAAAACCUCACAAUUGGACAGAGCUACUUUAACUAUAAAAGAUGGUCCAGUUUUCAAUGGUUAUUCAUUUGGUGCUAAUAAGAAUAUUAGUGGUGAAGCAGUUUUCACCACUUCAUUAGUUGGAUAUCCUGAAUCAAUGACUGAUCCAUCAUAUAAGGGACAAAUUUUAUGUUUUACCCAACCAUUAAUUGGGAAUUAUGGUGUUCCAUCAUCUACAUUGAAAGAUCAAUUCAAUUUAUUGAAAUAUAUGGAAAGUCCAAGUGUUCAAUGUAUUGGUAUUGUUGUUGCCGAUGUUGCAUUAGAAUAUUCUCAUUGGACCGCAGUUGAAUCUUUACAACAAUGGUGUCAAAGAUCAGGAGUUGCUGCUAUCAGUGGAGUCGAUACCAGACAAUUGGUUAGUUACUUGAGAGAUAAAGGAUCAUCCUUAGCUAAAAUAACUAUUGGAGAAGAAUAUGAUGCUGAUGAAGAUGCAGCAUUUGAAGAUCCAGGUUCAAUUAAUUUAGUUCAUAAAGUUACUACUAAAGCACCAUUUCAUAUAGCAUGUCCACCAGAAUUGAAUAAAGGUAUUCAUAUUGCUGUUUUAGAUUGUGGAGCUAAAGAAAAUAUUUUGAGAUGUCUUGUUCAAAGAGGUGCCUCAUUAACUGUUUUCCCUUAUAAUUAUCCAAUUGAUAAAAUUGCUAAUAAAUUUGAUGGUAUUUUCAUUUCAAAUGGACCAGGGGAUCCAACUCAUUGUUCUAGUACUAUUGAACAUUUACAAAAAACUAUGAAUAAAUAUAAUGAUUUACCAAUUUUUGGUAUUUGUUUAGGUCAUCAAUUAUUAGCUUUGGCAAGUGGUGCUAAAACUAUUAAAUUGAAGUAUGGUAAUAGAGCUCAUAAUAUUCCUGCUUUAGAUUUAAUAACUGGUAAAUGUCAUAUCACUUCUCAAAAUCAUGGCUAUGCUGUUGAUACUUCAACUUUAAGUGAAGAAUGGGAACCUUACUUCACCAAUUUGAAUGAUUUAUCAAAUGAAGGUAUGCAACAUAAAACUAGACCAAUUUUUUCAACUCAAUUCCAUCCAGAAGCUAAAGGUGGUCCAUUAGAUACUUCAUUUUUAUUCGAUAGAUUUUUCAGAAACAUCGAUGAAUAUAAAUCAACUAAUGGUUUAAACUUAGGAAAUGUUGAUAAUUCAUUAUUAGUUGAUAUUUUGCCAAAACAAAGAGUCAUUUAA